Molecule: messenger RNA, 1551 nt
Organism: Symbiodinium necroappetens
Lineage: Eukaryota; Dinophyceae; Suessiales; Symbiodiniaceae
Source: the annotation of a GenBank genome assembly
AUGGUUACCGGUGGCGAUGAUGCCCAGACCACCAUACAGAACAACUUCGUGCCGGUCAUGCCUCUCGCGGAAGAACCAGCGCCGCCCUCGAGAGCAGCAAGCAAAGACUCUGCGUCAGAGCCAUCCUCUCCAUCGUCCUCGAGCGCGUCGUCCAAAGUUUCCGGAGCUUCCCGCAGGUCGUCUUCAAAAACGGACUUCAGGAAGAAAGCCAGAGCUCCAACCCGCAGGAAGAUCAUCAAGACUACAGAUGAUGAAGAAGUUCACCAGUCGUGGUUGCAGAACUGCGUUUACAGCACCGGCUAUGAGAUGUACAGUGCUGUGCUGAUUUUAGUGAACGCUAUGUUCGUUGGUUGGCAGACAGAACACCUGGCCCAGACCGUCAACACAGAUGAUCAGGGAUUUGAGCGCACGUUCUUUUAUGUAGCACAGAUCAUGUUCUUUGUGGCGUUCUUUCUGGACCUGGUCAUGCGCUGGCUUGCAGAUGGGUUCCUGUUCUUCAUUUGCAGCGAAGAAAUGUCGUGGAACCUGCUGGACAUAUUCGUCGUGGCUAUCGGCUGCAUGGAGGUGGUCACCGAGACGCUGGUUCUUGCAGGAUCUGAGACUGGAGCCUUGAUGACGAACUUUUCGGUGGUGAGGAUGAUCCGCGUGCUGCGUGUGGUCCGCAUAGCCAGGGUAAUCCGAGUCCUGAAGGCUUUUCGAGAACUCCGUCUGAUGGUGGCUUCGAUUGUCAGCUCGGCCAGAAACUUGCUUUGGGUCGUCCUGGUGCUCUGUGUCAUGCUUUACGUUUUUGGAAUCACCUUCACCAGCGCAGUGACGAUGGAGCUCGAAUCGUUGCCGAGGGAUGCAGCCGGCGCUGAAGACCUCAAGAAGUACUUUGGGUCGCUGUCCAGCUCCAUUUUGACACUCUACAGCUCCAUGUCCGGAGGAGAAGACUGGACAGUGUACUUCCACGUCCUGGAAAUGCUGCCCUGGCCAUACCAGUGUCUAUUCCUUUUCUUCGUGACUUUUGCUCUGUUCGCAGUUCUCAAUGUCGUGACAGGCGUUUUCGUCGACACGGCGAUCGAGAAGAACCAGUCGGACAAGGAGCUGGCGGUUCAGGAGGAGCUGCGGAACAAGAGGCUGCGCAUGAAUUGGAUCAGGGAUGUUUUCAGCGAGCUCGAUUCCAGUGGUGAUGGCACCGUUACACAGCAGGAGUUCGAAAGCCAGCUGAACCACGAGGCUGUCAUCGCCUACUUCAACACGUUGAAGCUGGACGUAAGCGAUGCCAAGACCCUCUUCCGCCUUCUGGACAGCGAUGGCUCGGAUGGCGUCAACAUUGACGAGUUUGUUUCCGGCUGCUACCGAUUGUCUGGCGAGGCGACCACGCUCCAUACGCAGGUCAUGCAGAUGGACGUCAAAGAUAUCCUGAACAAGACGAGAGACGUCCUGGAGAUUUUGGAGGAUAUGCGAACUCGACGGAGGGGCAGUGGCAGUCGACCCUCCCAGCGUGAGAGCCUGCAGUCGCAAUUGCAGUUUCCGAUUCAACCGACCAAUUUGAGAGCGACAAGGUGA